AUGUCUGCUCAACUUAAACAUAAGGCCGUCUGGGAGGCCAGCCCCCUUGCAUUCCUCUCCCGCCAAUUCAUUGAGGGUGUUCCCAAUAUCCCCAAAAACGUCAACCUAUCAGGUCAAACAGCCCUUAUUACGGGCUCAAACGUCGGUCUAGGAUUUGAGAGUGCCCGUCAGCUUCUCGCUCUUGACCUCUCACACUUGAUCAUCGCAGUGCGAAACCAAGCCAGAGGUGAUGCAGCAGCAAAGAAGCUCCGCAAUGAGUUUCCCAACGCCAAAAUCCAAGUAUCACUGGUCGAUAUGGCUUCUUAUAAGUCAAUCCAGAGCUUAGUCGAAUGGUGCGAGACAUUGUCGCGUCUUGAUAUCGCCAUCCUCAACGCUGGCUUGAGUAGACCCCAGUUUGAGCGAUCGGAAGCGUCAAAGCAUGAGAUGACCCAUCAGAUCAACUACCUCUCUACAGCUCUACUUACCAUUCUACUUAUACCCGUCCUCAAGACAAAACGUGGAACUUCUGGACCUGCGCAUCUAAGUAUUGUCGGCUCCGACAUGUCGUACUGGGCACAAUGGACCGGAACCAACGACUCCAUCUGGGAUGUGAUCGAUGACCCGGCCCAUUUCUCCAGUAACGGCGCCUACCAAAUUUCCAAGCUUCUUCUUAUAAUGUUCGUUGAUAAGAUUUCCCAGCAUGUCUCUCCCCAAGAAGUCAUUGUCAACUACCCCAACCCCGGCGCCUGCAGAGGAACUGAAUUCGGAAAUGACGGGAACAGCGGCCUAGUGGAAAAGAUCUGGAUGGCGUUUGCGAAGCCCAUCAUCGGAAGGACAGUUGCUACAGGCGCCCGAUCCUACGUUGAUGCUGUGGCCGUCAAAGGCAUAGAGAGUCAUGGUAGUUUUAUUGGCGAGGGCAAGAUCAAACCUUUCCCCGUGAUGAUGUAUGAGCCAGCUGGAAAGAUGCUUCAGGAGACUGCAUGGAAGGACUUGAUGGAGGAGUUAAGCUUUGCGAAGCCAAUGGAAAUUCUCAAGUAA
This is a messenger RNA of Fusarium graminearum PH-1, 1017 nucleotides long. RefSeq lists its product as uncharacterized. NCBI's taxonomy places the organism in Eukaryota, Fungi, Ascomycota, Sordariomycetes, Hypocreales, Nectriaceae. The transcript is spliced from 2 exons. The record is from RefSeq and is a predicted model, not a curated record. The coding region runs from base 1 to 1017 and encodes 338 amino acids.